Euleptes europaea (tarantolino) is the source of this 1905-nucleotide messenger RNA. It is a transcript of the gene RALGPS1, whose product is annotated as Ral GEF with PH domain and SH3 binding motif 1. The coding region runs from base 157 to 1905 and encodes 582 amino acids. Lineage: Eukaryota; Metazoa; Chordata; Lepidosauria; Squamata; Sphaerodactylidae. The record is from RefSeq and is a predicted model, not a curated record. The transcript has 20 exons. Gene Ontology annotation, molecular function: guanyl-nucleotide exchange factor activity. Gene Ontology annotation, cellular component: plasma membrane. Gene Ontology annotation, biological process: Ras protein signal transduction; positive regulation of GTPase activity.
AAACUUCUGUUCUGAGAAAUGUGUUGCCAUGCCUCGCUUGCGUUUAACCAUCCAGAGUUAAAACUGGAAAAGAAUACACAUUAUGGCGAUUCUCCAUUCAUCAUGUUGCAUUACCAGCGGUGGCUGAGCUGAAGUUUCCUGUAUCCUAGGGAGAGUAUGUAUAAAAGGAAUGGCCUCAUGGCCAACGUGACAGUGACUUCCCCCACUCCAGAGGGCAGUAGCAGUUCUGACUCACUAGAAGGACGGAGUUCAGAUUAUGCCCAUAAAAGCUAUGAUGCAGUUGUGUUUGACGUAUUGAAAGUAACACCGGAGGAGUUUGCAAGUCAGAUUACGUUAAUGGAUAUGCCAGUAUUUAAAGCUAUACAGCCAGAGGAAUUAGCAAGUUGUGGAUGGAAUAAGAAAGAGAAACACAUCCUUGCCCCUAAUAUUGUUGCCUUUACAAGGAGAUUUAAUCAGGUCAGUUUCUGGGUGGUACGAGAAAUUUUAACAGCACAGACGUUAAAAAUAAGGGCAGAAAUAUUGAGCCAUUUUGUGAAAAUAGCAAAGAAACUUCUAGAACUGAACAAUCUUCAUUCCCUCAUGUCUGUGGUAUCAGCCCUGCAAAGCGCACCUAUUUUCAGGCUGACAAAAACCUGGGCACUUCUGAAUCGCAAAGACAAGACCACCUUUGAGAAGCUGGACUACUUAAUGUCUAAGGAAGAUAAUUAUAAGAGGAUGCGGGAUUACAUCAGAUGCUUAAAGAUGGUCCCCUGUAUUCCUUAUUUAGGGAUUUAUCUGUUGGAUUUAAUCUACAUUGAUUCAGCAUAUCCUGCUUCAGGCAGCAUCAUGGAGAAUGAACAAAGAUCCAAUCAAAUGAACAAUAUCCUCCGAAUAAUUGCUGAUUUGCAAGUCUCCUGUAGCUACGAUCACCUUAUAACACUACCCCAUGUGCAAAAAUACUUAAAAUCUGUCCGGUACAUUGAAGAGCUUCAAAAAUUUGUAGAAGAUGACAACUACAAGUUGUCCUUACGCAUUGAACCAGGAAACAGCUCUCCACGAUUGGUAUCUUCAAAGGAAGAUCUUGCAGGUCCAUCAGAGGUGUCAGCAUCUGUGAGGUUCAGCAGGAGACCAACCUGUCCUGAUGCCUCGGUGGCAGCCAGCCUGCCAACUCCUCCUGUACCACGACACAGGAAGAGUCACAGCCUGGGAAACAAUAUGAUGUGUCAGUUAAGUGUAGUUGAAAGUAAAAGUGCAACGUUCCCAACAGAGAAGCCACGCCACCUGCUGGAUGACAGUGUGCUAGAAUCCCACAGUCCUGUCAGAAACCACACACUAAGCUCUGUUUUCACCAAUGGUAUUUCUAUAGGAAGCAGUGAAAGCUCAGAAUUUAGUGAGGAGCCUUCUUCAGGGCUUGAGAGGGGUCGGUUGUAUGCCACGCUGGGGCCCAACUGGCGGGUACCAAUUCGGAAUUCUCCCAGAAGUCGAAGCUGUGUCUACAGUCCAACAGGGGCUUGUAGCUGCACAUCAGGGAGUUCCAUGGGAGUUGUUACCAUGGAAGGGCCUUUAAGAAGGAAGACAUUACUAAAGGAAGGCAGGAAGCCUACGCUUUCCUCGUGGACUAGAUAUUGGGUGGCCCUUUCAGGAUCUACUCUGAUCUACUUUGGAGCAAAGUCUUUAAGAGGCACUGAAAGAAAGCACUAUAAAUCUACUCCAGGGAAAAGGGUUUCCGUUGUAGGAUGGAUGGUAGCACUGCCUGAUGAUCCUGAACACCCUGAUAUUUUUCAGAUAAAUAAUCCUGAUAAAGGCAAUGUUUACAAGUUUCAGACUGGUUCGAGGUUUCAUGCAAUACUGUGGCACAAGCAUUUGGACGACGCAUGCAAAAGCAGCAGGCCUCAGGUACCUGCAAACCUUAUGUCAUUCGAGUAA